Messenger RNA from Plasmopara halstedii, 174 nucleotides. RefSeq names its product tigger transposable element-derived protein. Bases 1 to 174 code for a protein of 57 amino acids. The record is from RefSeq and is a predicted model, not a curated record. NCBI's taxonomy places the organism in Eukaryota, Oomycota, Peronosporomycetes, Peronosporales, Peronosporaceae. The transcript is spliced from 2 exons.
AUGGCUAUGGUCAAUGAUGCUCUGCCUGCGAUCAGGGACACUCUCGACAAGUAUGACCUAUGUGAUAUUUACAAUAUGGACGAAACAGGGCUCUUUCACCGCAUGCAGGCGGAUAAUUCACUUGCGACCAAGCAGUUGGAAGGUCGCAAGCAAACAAGGAGCGGAUUACAUUAA